CCUAAUUCGCAAAGUUCGCCAUUCCUCAAAUGCUCAUUUGUGCGUAUGCAACUGGUUGGCAGGAAAAUACGCAGCGUUGCCGAGGGUGAAGAAAAAAGCUGCCCAAUAAAACACACUUUACAUUUCACCGCAAAUGCUUGUGACCCAAUAUAGCGCUGAUAAUGUGACGAGGUGAACCAAAACAGCGCGCGCAGAUUCGCACGUUCAAACAGAUCCACACAUAGGUACACGUGUAGCGGUACACACACAGGCGGGACUGCAGGCGUGCGAUACGUAUAAAGACACAACAUCGUUUGUAGCCUUCUCACAGUUAACUAAAAAAAGAAUCAGCCUGUGAGGCGGGCCCCUUUUUAAGGAUUUUUCGCUCCUCCAUUUUAUCUGCGCCUCCACCUGAAACUUCCCCCGAUUUGAUUUACCCCCCCACUUGUGGCUUUUCCAAAAUGGGGGUGCUCAAAAGUAUUUUUUACCCGAACAUCAUACCAAGGAUCAAAAACGAAAUUAAGGGCUACAACAUCAAUAAGAGUGUGAAGAAGGCACUGGUGUCCGAUACAGGCAUCCUGACCAUCCACUUCUGGGCCCCCACAUUUAAAUGGUCCAUCUCUCUGGCGAACAUCGUAGACAUAAAUAGGGACCCCAAGCUGCUUUCCCUGCCGCAGCAGUUUGCCAUAUGUCUGACCGGGAUGCUCUUCACAAGAUUCGCCUACGUCAUUAGGCCGCGAAAUUACAAUUUGCUGACCAUAAACUUCUUCAUGAGCUUAACGGCGCUAUACCAAAUUGCGCGCAUCGCGAAUUAUAAGUAUAACACGGAGUAUAAAAGUGGGGGCACUGGCGAGAAAAAGGAGGGUGAGCAAUGAAACGGGAAAAAGGAGAAACCAGAAAGCAGCGAAGUAACCGCACGUGGUAAAAAUGAUAAACAAAAUUAGCAACACCAGUGUCGUAGUCACACGGGGCGUUACCCUGUUUUGUUCGUUUAUUUAUUCAUUUAUUUAUUCAUUUGUUUAUUUUCCCACCCCAAUGACACAACCAAGCGACCACAAUUUUAAAGCAUAAACUGCUCCCACGGGGAAAAAUAAGCAUACAUUUUUAAGUAC
Molecule: messenger RNA, 1091 nt
Organism: Plasmodium vivax (malaria parasite P. vivax)
Lineage: Eukaryota; Apicomplexa; Aconoidasida; Haemosporida; Plasmodiidae
Exons: 4
Coding region: 441-854 (137 amino acids)
Biological process (GO): pyruvate import into mitochondria
Cellular component (GO): mitochondrial inner membrane
Source: RefSeq, a predicted model, not a curated record